Messenger RNA from Drosophila takahashii, 1824 nucleotides. Its product is annotated as adipose-secreted signaling protein. The record is from RefSeq and is a predicted model, not a curated record. Lineage: Eukaryota; Metazoa; Arthropoda; Insecta; Diptera; Drosophilidae.
UCUACCAUGUUUAUUUUGUUAUUGGACGCUGUUGGAUUGGAAACGGAUUUUGAUCAUUUCGCUGCUAACGAUAAUUUAAAACUUGAGAGAAGCGUCUGUCUGGUUCCUUUAAAUUCGGGAAAAACUAUAAAUCGCUGGCACUUAACCUCCCACCAACAAAUAAGUUCAUCAGAAGCUGCUCAUUUUUGGAUCCUAAAAUGUGCGACGAAGCCGCCACCGAAAAUGUGGAGCAUCAAGACCACCAUGUGCACUUUGACACGAACACGGUGAAGGAUGCCUUCGAGUCGGACAGUUGUGUCACAUAUCAAAGGUCGGGCGACACGAUUGUUGUUAGCCUGGGCUUUCUACAGAUCAACCAUCGCUACCUGAUCGACUUGAAAGUGCCAACGUCGCUUUUUGGCGACGCGGGGACGCUGGGCAGCAAGUUUGAGCCAGUGGUCAGUGCCACACCGAGUCUGCACUGCAGGAUCACGGAGUUCGCGGGCACCAAGCAUGACGAGCACGACUUUUUCGAGAUGAAAAUCGAGUUCUUCGCCUACAAGGAGAAGCUGCUGCGCGAGGUUCUUCACAUCGUCAGCUCGUCGAAUGACAAGGAGCUUCUGCAACUGGUGAUCGCCGCCCGGGUUUUGGGAAAGGGCAAGGGAACGCCCAUGCUGCGCACCGGGAUCCACUGCAUCGGCGUGGAAAGGGAUGAGGACGAGUCGGAGGCAUCGGAUUUCGCUGGCUUUGAUAGCAAGCCCUAAACUGGAACCCUUGUUCUCGCCUUGCCGCAACUUGUUUUCUUAGUUAAUUGCAGAUAUUUACAUAGUUCUUAAGUUAAGAAUAACAUGUAACGUUAGUUAUUACCUACAUAGCAAUCAAUUGUGUAUGUGAAACUCAUUGAGCAUUUACAUUUAGGUUUCGGUUUCAGUUUUGCUUGUUGUACUUAACAUUUGUAAAUUACCCGUGUCCGCAAUUGUCAAGUUUGUAUUACACAUGAGUGGGCAAACUGCCAGGAAUUCUUGACUUCUGUAUUGUUAUUCAUGACCGUGUUAUGUUCAAAUAUCUUGAUUUUGCCAGUAAGAUUAAAAUGUAUUUGCAAUUCGUCAUCAGGUGAAUUUUUGUUUUAUUUCCACUUUUAAAGCCAUAAAAAGUGUAUUAUGAUUAAUGGAGUUAUCUGAUGAAUUAAACUGCGAUUAAGAGUCAAUUUGAUAACGUUUUUAAUACUGCAAAAUAUUUUAAUUAUUAACCAAACAAUUCAUUCUUUCUUUUAUCAAUAUUAUGUCCCAAUUUAAACGGUUUUAAAACUUAAAAUUGCACUGUACAUACAUAAAAUCAAACAUAUUAUCUUUAAACUGCACCAAAUACAAAAUAUUCUCACAAAAAAUAUCUAAACUCAGUACAUACACAGAGACCAAACUUUAGACCCUUUCCAAAUGUGUAUAGUACUGCAUGCAGGCUAUUAAUUUACCCAAUUUUACCCAAACCAGAUGCAAUUUAUUGUGUGACCAAAUCAAGGUGCUUGAUAAGACAUUUAUGCAUUAACCGAAGCAAGAUAUUAAAUCUUUUUGACUAAAGUUAGCCCACAGACAUAUUUACCAAGGGCGUUUUGAUAACCUAUUCAUGUUUAUAACAUUUUGCACUGUCGAAUGUAUAAAAGGGCACCGUAACCGAUUAACUAGAUUUUGUAAACUUAAAAUCUAUGAAAAAUGUAUCAAGGUUCAAAAAAUUACCAGCAUAGAGGAACCCAUUAUAACAUCAUACAGAAUUUAAGUAAAUGAUAAUUAGGCACCUAGCUGCUUAGGAAGCCGUAAAUAAAAGAUCGUUUAAAACCUAAAAGCUAAA